Messenger RNA from Salvia miltiorrhiza (redroot sage), 2159 nucleotides. Its product is annotated as probable WRKY transcription factor 31. Gene Ontology annotation, biological process: regulation of DNA-templated transcription. The coding region runs from base 479 to 1915 and encodes 478 amino acids. The record is from RefSeq and is a predicted model, not a curated record. Gene Ontology annotation, molecular function: DNA-binding transcription factor activity; sequence-specific DNA binding. NCBI's taxonomy places the organism in Eukaryota, Viridiplantae, Streptophyta, Magnoliopsida, Lamiales, Lamiaceae. The transcript is spliced from 6 exons.
GGGGCGGUGGCUUUCUAUUACCCCUCUCACGGCUUCGCCCACCCACCUCUCUCUCUCUCUCUCUCUUCUCGCGUCAAACUCAGUCUUAGACGAUAAACUCUCUCUCUCUCUGCUCUCACAAAUUCCCAAGUCUGCGAUCUCUGACGCACAAUCUUACGCAACAUUAACAAACCUCCUUUUGGUUUUCCAUUUAAACAUGUUUUCUUUCCUAUUCCGACAUUAUUACGAGAUUUCUAUAUUCAAGAAAAUUUUGUUGAAAUAUCGUGUCUCUACCUGUUUUUGAUUCGCACGCGACAAAUCAACUAUCUCUCCAACUUUUCCACGCUACGUAAAAAGGAAAAAUCCACCUCGAAACCCUUUAUAUAGACUUCUCCAUUGUCUUUGUGGAAGACUUCCAAAUCUCUUCCCAUUUCUCCAUAUAACCUUGAGAGAGAGAGAGAGAUUUCACUAGACUAAACUUUAAUAGUAUUUUUAAUUCAUGGAAAAGGGAUGGGGUCUGGCCCUUGAGAAUUCCGAUCGAGUUGGAUUCUUCGGCAGCAAAUCAGUUUUCGAGUAUAGUCAGAGCCCGAGGCUGAAUAAUCGGAGCACGAUGUUUCCUGCGGCGCCACCUCCUGCCGGCGAACAUGAGGUGGUUGUAGGUGAAGUGGAUUUUUUCUCGGCGAAGAAGCGGCCUGUUGAUGAAGUCAAGAAGGAGAUCAAUGAGACCAGAGACUUGAAUAUUGGUUUGCAACUCGUGACUGCAAGUGAUCGAUCCAAGGUGGAUGAUGUUUCAUCUGAUGCGGAAGAUCGGCGAGCCAAAAUUGAGAUGGGACAAAUUGAGGUUGAACUCGAAAGAAUGAAAGCUGAGAAUCAGAGAUUAAAAGGGAUGGUUACUCACAUCAGCAACAACUACACCGCGCUGCAGAUGCAGCUCCACAGGUUGAUGCAACACCAACAAAAUGAGAUUGUUGAGAGGAAAUCGGAAGAAAAGGAGGAAAAUGGAGUAGUAUUGGUUCCAAGGCAAUUCUUGGAGUUAAACAAGCAGAUAAGUGAUGAACAGUCGGGUUCCUCUUCAGAAGAAAGAACGGUGACUGGAAAUAAAAGGAUUAAUGAGCGCGAUGAAUCGGAAGGCUCGGCUCCGAACAAGUCUCCCAAGCCGGCGCCGCCUGAGCCGCUGCCCGACGCCACCAUGCGCAAAGCCCGUGUCUCCGUUCGGGCUCGAUCGGAGGCGCCCAUGAUUUCGGAUGGAUGCCAAUGGAGGAAAUACGGGCAAAAGAUGGCGAAAGGCAAUCCGUGUCCACGAGCUUAUUAUCGUUGCACAAUGGCUGUCGGCUGUCCCGUUCGAAAACAAGUCCAAAGAUGCGCAGAGGAUCGAACGAUCCUGAUCACGACCUACGAAGGGAACCACAGCCACCCGCUGCCGCCCGCGGCGAUGUCGAUGGCGUCGACAACAUCCUCGGCGGCAAGCAUGCUGCUGGCGGGCUCGAUGCCGAGCGGCGACGGCGGCGGCCUAAUGAACCCUAGCUUCCUAACAAGAGCAAUGCUCCCAUGCUCAUCAAACAUGGCCACAAUCUCAGCUUCGGCUCCUUUCCCCACCAUCACACUCGACCUAACACACUCUCCGAGCCCGCACUUUCAGCUGCCUCUCGCUCCGGCUACGCCUCCAUCGUUUCAUCAAGUUCUGGGUCAAGUAGUCCAAAACCAGUCCAAGUUUUCGGGCCUUCAAAUGUCUCAGGACAUGAGCCAACUGCGGCCAUCCUACGCCGACACACUCAGCGCAGCCACAGCGGCGAUCACCUCCGACCCCACGUUCACGGCGGCCCUAGCCGCGGCCAUCUCGUCCAUCCUCGCCGGCGCUCAGCCCAAUAACGACGGCGCCGCUGCCGCAAACCACAAUAAUGCCCACGUAAGUACAAUUGACGACAAUACGCAGUGAUCAGCCGGUUUAUUGAGCCAUAUUUUUUUAAUUUAAGAAAGGUGUAUUUUUUUUGGGGGGGGGGGGGGGUAGUUUGAUCUAUGUCAGUUUAUUGAAAUAGUUUAUUUCCUCUAGUUUUGCUCAUUUUUUGUUGAAUUACCUUGUUCAUAUUGUUAGCCACUCUCCGUCCAAUCAAAAUAGUCUUCUUUUUUUCAUUUUUACACACGUAUUAAUAAUAAUAAAAUACAUUCAAUGUUAUUUGAAA